GCGCCCGAAGAACUCCUUAUUGGCGGCUGCAGCAAUAUAAGCAGACAACGUCGCAUAUGAAGAAGUCGCUGCUGCCCAGCAUACGAGACAACACGGGGUGUCCAGCUGAUGAGCUCGAGGUGCGGCAGAUGCUAGGCGAGGUCACAACGCUGUUGCACGAACCCACGACGAUGACCAGGCGCAAACCCAGUGCACCGAAAGAUGGCCAUGUCGACGAUGCGAUUCGGCUCUUCUUGGAGGCGCAAGUGGCCAGUGUCAAGCUACGCGCCCAACGACCGGUGCAAAACACGUUAUUCAAACAAAUGUCUUAUGGGUCGUCCACGUCGCAGUGGCCCCUCGACGAUCGGUUCAAGCUCAUCGGCACCGAACUCGUCCAAGGCAUGUGGACGCAAAUCACAGACGUCGUGGCGUCCAAAACCAAAUGGGACAUUCAGCUGCUGGUCACGUACAUCAAACUGAACCCGACCCCCGACGCGUGGCAGCUCUACCUCGACACGAGGCGAGCCAGUUUCGUCACCCGAUCGCCCGACUCGCUCGACAACUUUCUCCGACACAUGCCUGCAUUGCUGAAAGAGGACUUGGACGUGUUUUGCAUCCCUUGCGACGGCGCCCCCCUGAGCAUCUUUCCCGCCCCCGACAUCCAACAAGACGCCAUCGAACGCAUGAAUCAAGUCGUAGACUCGGUGUACGGCCCAACGCUUCGGGCGCUGUUGGGGACGCGGAUCAAAGCCCUCGUGGCAGACUCCACGGGGUGGAUGGACAAGUCCAGCCAGUCGUUGCAGCUGCCGUUCGUGUCGUAUGCACCGGCGUACGUGGUGCAGCCGCAGUCUCGAGAGUAUGCGUACCCGUACGCCCCCCAUGCAAACCGGUCGCUGCUUGGGUCGAGCAAUUCGUUGGCAAAUGUAGGGGCGUUGGGGCGGUCAUUCAGGUUCAGCAUUGCGUCCCCGCGGGGGACCAAGGCAGGGGGACAGGGUGACGUUGAUGUUCUUUUGGCGAACCCGAGCCAGCACGGCGUGUGGCUGCAGUUCGCCGUCAGCAGCCUCCAGUUCUCGGAUACGUCGGCGCCGGCGGUGCUCAUGAAUGGUAUUUAUGUGUUCUUUGGGGACCUUGAAACCGUGCAUUCGCGAUGUAAAAAGAAAAUUCGAGUCGACAUCAAGGCCUGCAUCGGGUGGGCAGUCCUGGCCCUCGUGUCCCCUGCCAACGCCCCGUCUCCGACGUGGAUUGAGGCGACAAUUGAAAGCUACCGAAAGGAUGACAAUUCGUGUCAGGUGGUGCUCACGCCGUCGGCGUCGCUGUUCGAGUCGUGGCUGCCCCUGGACACGCAUAUUCGAAUGGCUCCAAGCGAUCCCAAGUGCCGCAUCCACGCUGGGAAGAAGUGGCUGGCAUUAGUCGACGAAAUUAACACCGCAGCUCACGUCAUGUCGGGGUACUGCCCCGACCCCUGCCGUCGCCACGUCCAAUCGGCCAUGUGGGCCACCUUGAGUAACCCAUUUCGACCGGCCGACUUUAUCUUUUCGCGGUACCUUCGAUCGGCGAUCCACGAUGCGACCCGACGCGAGAUAGUUUUGGAGUCUCGCGCAGUGGGCCAGUUCAAUGCCGACACGGGCGUGUACGGGUACCCCGUCCGCGUUCAGGAGCAUCUCCUCCGCGCCCGCUGCGAAUCCGUCGCCACCAUCAUGUACGACGUGAGUGACUGCUUGCAUAUGUGCAUUCGGUCCAACGCGCACAUGUCGAUCGCGCGGCUGUUUGUGCAAGUGAUACAAGAAGAAUUGAGUGUGUUUCUGCGCGAAAUUGCCAAAUCCACGAUGGGCGACACGACGACAGCGUUGGAGUCGCUCGUGGAAACCGCGGUGGGUUUAGGUCUCAUGUUGGACACGUGGCAGACGCACACGCAAGCCAAGAUCUUUGACAGAGCCCCAACCCCGACCACACAAUGGACCCACGACACGUUUGCCAAGGUGUGCGCGACCAUCCUAGCCACCAAACACACGGUCCUGGCCUGCAUUUAUGCUCAGUGGCGGCGAGAAUGCACGCAAUCGUACUUUCCCAACGUGGCCCAACACGGAUGGAGCAGUGUCAAGCCAUACUUUGGCGACUCGCGCAUCUCGGCAGGGGUACAAUGUCUCGUGUUUCGCGUCGACAGUCUCGUCUCUCGGGUGGUUUCUGCAUGUGCGAUGCCGUUUGGCAAUGCUGUGACGACGCGGCCAAUGCAAUGCAUGUGUUGGUCCAUGGUCCUCCACGGGCUGGAGUGCUUUUCGGCGCUGUACAAAGCAAUCCAAGUGUCCCGCGCGCGCCUCUGGCAGUUCAAAAUGGAUGUGCUGUACAUGUUGUGCGGCAUGUAUCGGUCGACCCAGCGAAUACGCGAGCUGGACACAGCUGACGAUGACAUGUCCAUGUGGGCAACGCGUUGUGAGGAUGGAAUGAUCGAGUGGCUACAGAUCCUCUCGCUAGUUUUUGCCCCCGCGGGGCUUGUGAUUGAAGAAAUGACCAGCCGAAAGAAGGCAGAGCUGACCCCACCCGAAUCCCAACCGGAAACAACGGCCAAAGAAGUGCUCUUGGACGAUCAAAUGCAGGUGUUGGUGGGACUAUUGUGUAUUCACAACGACCAGAAUCGGCUCAAGCCUUGGCAAUCACACAACAUUCUCCUCGGAGGGGAUGUCAAGCCCCUGAAACAAAUCGACUUGCAGUGGCAGCCCCUCUUGGCGAGUUUGACCAUGGAAUCGUACGAGAUGGUGGGUUGGAUUCGCAAGCGAAGGGAAACGUGUAGCUCCACGUUCCCCGAGCUGACCAAAGAAGAAUUGGCACAUCGAGCCAAGCUGGAAGAGGUGAUGGCGGGCGUGGCUGGAGAAACUACAGCGAGAUAGUUAAAAUCACAACGCAGCAAUGCCCUCAACACCUGGAGUAUCGAGUUGCCAUCGAUUAAAUCCAGGGAUGAAGUGUUGUGGUCGUGAUCGCCUCGCCAGGCCGAACGACCGAGAGGUUUGUGUUGAAGCUAUAACAGCAGAAUACAAGGGCCUACAUUGGAUGAACGAG
Molecule: messenger RNA, 3033 nt
Organism: Aphanomyces astaci
Lineage: Eukaryota; Oomycota; Saprolegniomycetes; Saprolegniales; Verrucalvaceae
Exons: 6
Coding region: 57-2864 (935 amino acids)
Source: RefSeq, a predicted model, not a curated record